UUUUUCUGGGACUUCCCGAAAAAGCAUCGUUCAUUGUAAGGAAAGCUCAAAGCUCUGUUUUUUUCAUAUAUUCAUAUGAUGCCCUAAAUUUCUUGUCGGCUGUAAAAAAAUAUUUGGAUCUUCUUCCGUACGGAAAAACAUUCUAAAAAGUGCUUCUGUUGUUCGACCCACUAGAAUUCUCAUACAUGGAUCUUUGAAAUAUAAAGAGAAUUACUGAUCAUUUUCUCUUUCUCUUUUCCUUUUUUAUUUUUCUUUUAUUUUCCUUUUCAGGUUCUUUAUAUUUGCAGAGAAAACAUCACCCGUCAGAGAAGGAACAGGAUAGGAUGGAUCAUCAAGGGCAUGGCCAGAACCCUUCUAUGGGGGUUGUGGGUGGUGGACCACAAUUGAAUUAUGGUUCUAAUCCAUACCAGCCCAACCAUUUAACUGGGUCACCUGGGAUGGUUGUUACAUCUGUUGGGACCAUUCAAUCCACAGGUCAACCAGCUGGAACUCAGCUAGGACAACAUCAACUUGCUUAUCAGCAUAUUCAUCAGCAACAACAGCAGCAACUUCAGCAACUUCAGCAACAGCUCCAAGCCUUUUGGGCCAACCAAUAUCAAGAAAUUGAGAAGGUAAUUGAUUUCAAGAACCACAGCCUUCCCUUGGCGAGGAUCAAGAAGAUUAUGAAGGCUGAUGAGGAUGUUAGAAUGAUAUCAGCUGAGGCACCGGUCAUAUUUGCAAGGGCAUGUGAAAUGUUCAUUUUAGAGUUAACCUUGCGUUCUUGGAAUCACACUGAAGAGAACAAAAGGAGGACACUUCAGAAGAAUGAUAUUGCAGGAGCCAUAACAAGAACUGAUAUCUUUGAUUUCUUGGUUGACAUUGUGCCUAGGGAGGACUUGAAAGAUGAAGUGCUUGCAUCAAUACCAAGAGAAACAAUGCCUGUUGCAGGGCCUGCUGAUGCACUUCCUUAUUGCUAUAUGCCACCUCAACCUGGACAGCACGUUGGAACUGCCGGUGUCAUAAUGGGUAAGCCUAUGAUGGACCCUAAUAUGUAUGCUCAGCAGUCUCAUCCCUACAUGGCACCACAAAUGUGGCCACAACCACCAGAGCAACAACAAUCCUCUCCUGAUCAUUAGCUACUUAUUAUGGAAGUGUCAUAAUGGAUAUGAAGGUGAACUUCAGGCGCUAUUUCUCUCUUUUUAAUUAAGGUUUUAUGUUGGACUUUGAUUAUAAUAUAAUUUAAUUUUGCUGUUUUUGAAUUUCGAUUUCCUUCUUUUUCUUGAUGGAAUUUAAUAUUUUCUGUUAUAGAGACUCUUAAUGUAUUGCAAAUAUACAACGAACCAGUUAUGGUUUAUGAUUUACCAGUUAUUAGCUCUAGCUGCUGGUGCCAAUCUCAUUCUGUAUUAUGAUUUUGCUAAUAGUGAUUGCAACCUGACU
Gastrolobium bilobum is the source of this 1416-nucleotide messenger RNA. Its product is annotated as nuclear transcription factor Y subunit C-3-like. NCBI's taxonomy places the organism in Eukaryota, Viridiplantae, Streptophyta, Magnoliopsida, Fabales, Fabaceae. Gene Ontology annotation, cellular component: nucleus. The transcript has 2 exons. The coding region runs from base 324 to 1115 and encodes 263 amino acids. The record is from RefSeq and is a predicted model, not a curated record. Gene Ontology annotation, biological process: regulation of DNA-templated transcription. Gene Ontology annotation, molecular function: DNA-binding transcription activator activity, RNA polymerase II-specific; protein heterodimerization activity; DNA binding.